CUAGCCAGAGGAGUAUAAAAUCUCGUGAAACACGUGCAGCAAGAUGAAAGUCAUUCUUAUUGUAUUACUGGCUGUGGCAGGAGUAUUUGGGGCAUGUCCGUACGGCCAUGAAGCUGUGUGGGAGGUCCAGAAAUGCAUGGAACCAAUGGAGAGGCUGGCGUACGGAGGUGGAGAUAACGUCGACUUCAACACAGGCUGCAGGGCAGCCAUGACGAUGGUCAACUGUAUGGACACGCUGAAGCACAACUGUCGCCGUAAUCCUCACAUUCAAAUGAUUGUCGGCAACUUCCAGUAUAUGAGAAACCAUCUGUACAGCAUGUGUGCUGGCCGUAAGCGCUCACUCCCCGACAAUACCAACGUGCUCGAUGUCGUUAAGCAACACAUGCACCACAUGAAACGCCGCCGUGAGGACAACAACUGAGCAGGGAUGAGAGUGCCCUGUUUGCGUGGUCAACUAUCGUGUAUUUGACGAUUGUCAAAUAUGAAAUCACAAGAGAAAUUUAUGGUUUUACAGAAUAAAUUUUUACAUAUA
Haliotis rubra (blacklip abalone) is the source of this 532-nucleotide messenger RNA. RefSeq lists its product as uncharacterized. The transcript has 5 exons. NCBI's taxonomy places the organism in Eukaryota, Metazoa, Mollusca, Gastropoda, Lepetellida, Haliotidae. The record is from RefSeq and is a predicted model, not a curated record. The coding region runs from base 44 to 421 and encodes 125 amino acids.